Blepharisma stoltei is the source of this 2098-nucleotide messenger RNA. The record is from the annotation of a GenBank genome assembly. Lineage: Eukaryota; Ciliophora; Heterotrichea; Heterotrichida; Blepharismidae.
AUGAUGGAAGGAUAUUUAUCUAAGUGGACAAAUUAUCUCUCCAGAUGAAAAAAGAGGUACUUUGUAUUGAUUAAUGGGAUCUUGCACUACUCCAAAAAAAAGGGGAUGCCGUAUAAAGGAUCAAUCCACUUAGAUAUCGCCGAAAUUAAAGUCAAUAAGAAAAAUCCUAAAAAAUUUUCACUGAAUACAGGAGUCACCAAAAUAAAUUUAAAAGCGGAAACAAAGCACGACACUGAUCUAUGAAUAAAUGCUCUUAGACAAGCGAAAUCAUCUUUUACACUCGGUGAAAAAUCUUCCCAUGAACGAAUGAAAAGCUUGGAAAUAUGGGAUAACUCUCCAAAAUUCCAAGCAAUUUUAAACUGCAUACAAAGACUAUGAGUCCUUGACGCGACCAUGGAAGAGAAAUUUAGUCUUCUUGAAGAAAUGCCUCCUCCAUUGUUGAACCCCAUACAAGAUUUACUAAAUGCUGCAAAAGAAUUUAAAAACUUAUCAAGCGACACACUUGCAUUACUAGAAGAAGAAGGCGAAGAAUGUAAAAAACAAAGAGAAAUUGCUGAAGAAAAAUGGCACAAAACCACGACCCAGUUGACCAUGAAAAUCGAAAAAACAGGAAAAGAAAAUGAUGAAGAGGAAGAAGAGGACGAAGAAGAAGAGGAAAAAAUAGGUUCAAACAGCAGCGAUGAAGAAUUUUUUGAAGACGCUCAAAGCCAAUACUCGCCAUCCCUUAUAGUCCCUUAUAUAGACUCCUCAAUAACUCCAAUUCGCCAAUGUUUGCCAUUCAGAAAAGACCCUUCAAUAAAAAUUAAUGUAUGGAAGGUUAUCAAAGAUUUUAUUGGGGUUGACCUAAGUAAGAUGUCGGUGCCUGUGUAUUUUAAUGAGCCUUUAUCAUUUCUGCAGAAAUUUAGUGAAGAUUUAACUUAUAGCGAACUAUUGACAAAAGCAGCAGCUUGUGAAGAUUCCACUUUGAGGUUGGCUUAUGUGGCAUGCUUUGCUGUAUCUGGAUACUCAACUACUCAAAAUAGGAUUGCUAAGCCGUUUAAUCCUAUUUUAGGGGAAACUUUUGAGUUUGAAAAAGAUGGGUUUAAAUUGGUAUAGAAAUUUCCCAUAGAUGGCGCUGUUUGCCCUUGAUUUGCCUAUGAGAAAAAUUUUUUGGUUUGACCAAACCAUAUGGUACUGGUCGAACCAAAAAAUUUCCCCAGUGGGCAAAUCAAAGGCAAACAGCGCCAUCUAUGGGAAAUUUCUAUAUCUGAACAAGUAAGCCAUCAUCCACCUGUCUCCGCCAUUCAUGUUGAACACCCAAGCUACACUUUUAAUGGCCAAACACAGGUUAAAAGCAACUUUAAAGGAACUUAUAUGAGGGUAAAGCCUCUUGGAGCGAUGCAUGUGCGUAUUCAUAGAUAUAAUGAUUAUUAUAUCUGAAAUAAAAUCACAACAGAUGCAAACAACAUUAUUGUUGGGAAAUUUAUUUACUCUGUGCUAUUUAAUUAUUUUUUUAUGUAAAAAGAAAUUUUAAGUUAUAUUAUUUCAAAAAAUAAUUUAUUUAGACCAUCAUGGAACAAUGAACAUAAAAAAUCAAACAACAGGAGACUACGCCGUCGUAAAAUUCGAGAAAAAAGGCUGGUUCAACAAAAAAGCUCAUGAAGUAGAAGGAAAAGUCUUUGACGCAGAAGGAAAACUUAAAUAUUCAAUUUCUGGACUAUGGUCUGAAAGGCUAACUAUAAAAAAUGAAGCUACCGGAGAAGAAAUCCCUGGCUUUGAAAUUUAUCCAUACCCAGCAGAUUAUGAGCACUAUUACUUUUUCACCCAAUUUUCAAUGCAGCUUAACAUUGAGCCUGACAGAUAUCCUGGACUAUGCCCAACAGACUGUAGAUUUAGACCAGACCAGCGUGCAUUGGAAAAUGGUGACAUAGAAACUGCGACUGUUGAAAAAGCUCGAGUUGAAGACAAACAAAGAGCAGCAAGAAUUAAGCAAAAAGAGCUAGGCACUGAAUAUACACCAAGAUGGUUUUAUUUAGAAGAUGGCUUGUGGAAAUAUCGGGGAGGGUAUUGGGAAGAAAGGCGAGAAGGGAAAUUCAAGAAUGUCCCUGAUAUUUUUUAA